GUAGCCGAGCAAAGUCAUUAAAGUUUAGGUUCAUUAAGAAAAGAAAAGAAAAAUCACUUCUUUCAGUUUCUUUCUUUGGAAACUCGGCUUCUUUAAGCUGUUACCAAUAAUGGAGUUCCGGAUAUCCUUAUUCCAGCUCCUCAUCAGCUUCCUCCUGGUUUUGUUUAUGGUAAUCACAAGUGUAAGGAAAUCAAAAGCUAAGAAUUUAACUCAAAAGUUGAUUCCAGGGCCAUGGAAAUUACCAUUGAUAGGAAAUCUGCACCAGCUCGCCGCUUCUGGUCUACCCCAUCGCACCUUACGUGACUUGGCUACGAAACAUGGUGACUUCAUGCAUCUGCAACUCGGUCAAGUUUCCACCGUGGUCGUUUCUUCUCCAGAAAUGGCUAAAGAGAUUAUGAAAACACAUGAUAUCGUCUUUGCUAAUAGGCCUUUUCUCGUUGUGGCCAAGAUAACAACUUAUGAGUGCACUGAUAUUGUCUUUGCACCAUAUGGAACCUAUUGGAGAAAUCUGAGGAAAAUUUGCACAUCGGAGCUUCUGAGUGCAGCUCGGGUCGCUUCCUUCCGAUCCAUAAGAGAAGAGGAAGUGUUGAAUCUUGUCGAAACCAUAAAAUCAAAUGAAGGGUUGGCUGUGAAUCUGACCGAGAAAGUUUUUUCAAUGAGUUAUGCAAUAACAGCGAGGGCAGCCUUUGGCAAGAAAUGCAAAGACCAAGAAGCUUUCAUAUCAGUUGUUGCUGAGGAAAGCAAGGUUAACUCGGGUUUUUUUGUUUCCGAAUUUUUUCCUUCACUUAAAUUCUUGGAUGUUGUUUCUGGUCUAAAGCAUAGAGUUGAAAAGAUUCAUGGAGAAACUGACAGGAUAGUUGGGAACAUAGUUAAUGAUCACAAAGAAAGUAGAGCAAAAGGCAGAAGUGAAGAUGAAUACCGGGAAGAUUUGGUUGAUCUUCUUUUAAGGCUUCAGGAGGAUGGCGAAUUUCCCUUAACUGACAACAACAUCAAAGCUAUCCUCUUUGACGUUUUCAGUGCCGGAAGUGAGACAUCAGCAACAGCCGUAGAAUGGGCAAUGUCGGAAAUGAUUAAAAACCCAAGAGUUAUGACAAAAGCACAAGCAGAGGUAAGGCAAGUGUUUGAAGGCAAAGGAAAUGUGGAUGAAACAGGCGUUCAUCAACUUAAAUAUCUCAAGUGUGUUAUAAAAGAAACCUUAAGACUGCACCCUGUUGUACCUUUAUUGAUUCCAAGAGAAAGUAGCAAGAAUUGUGUGGUUAAUGGAUUUGAAAUACCUGCAAAGACCAGAGUCAUUGUGAAUGCAUGGGCAAUCGGGAGAGAUCCGAAUUAUUGGGUUGAGCCUGAAAAGUUUGAGCCUGAAAGGUUUGUAAACAGUUCAGUAGAUUUCAUGGGGACAAAUUUCGAGUUCAUCCCAUUUGGGGCAGGAAGGAGGAUAUGUCCAGGCAUAUUAUUCGCACAGCCAAAUGUAGAGCUGCCACUUGCCCAACUGUUGUUCCAUUUUGAUUGGAAAUUGCCGGGGGGAAUGAAGCAAGAAGAUUUGGACAUGACUGAGAAGUUCGGUGUAUCUAUGAAGAGGGAAAAUGAUCUUGUCCUAGUUCCGAGUCCUUACCAUGCUUCCAUUACAAUUGCCUAGAAGCACACCUUUAUGCUGCAUUAUUCUAUGAGCUUGCAAUAUGUAUUUGUAUAUUUGUGUGGUGUUUGUAACUCUUUUUAUGUUCACAUUGUGUCAUGUGUAUAUUUUUCUCUAAGAGCUGGAUGUGAUUUGGGACUUUGUUUUCUGCAUCGUUGAACAAUUUGAUGAUUUCAAUGUUAUUGAUUUCAA
This is a messenger RNA of Gossypium arboreum, 1822 nucleotides long. RefSeq names its product cytochrome P450 71D10-like. The record is from RefSeq and is a predicted model, not a curated record. Gene Ontology annotation, molecular function: monooxygenase activity; oxidoreductase activity, acting on paired donors, with incorporation or reduction of molecular oxygen; heme binding. Bases 110 to 1633 code for a protein of 507 amino acids. The transcript has 2 exons. NCBI's taxonomy places the organism in Eukaryota, Viridiplantae, Streptophyta, Magnoliopsida, Malvales, Malvaceae.